AUGUGCUACAUUUGCAACUGCUUCGCUUGGACUCUAGACCUUAUACAAAGAGCUAUCACUUUUGCAUUAGCAUGUCUAAUGGCUUUCGCAGUGUGCUUUGGGCUCACCAUUGCGAUAGUGGCUGGUAUAGCUUAUGGCUACAAUUACUCUAUGGCUGAGUUCUUAACAUUCACUAGAACUAACGUCUCAGUAUUCAUGCGUCGAGGACAAUUCCUGGAUACACCUGAUCUUUUUGGCAAAAAUAGAAGAAUGGGAAAUCACGAUGAUGCAUUCUCUACAAAUAUAACAAACGAUUACCAAGACGAAAGCCGUAGGAGUGACAGUAGAUCACUUUCUGACUCUUGGAACGCAGCCGAAGAGACCAGAAGAUACGCUGAAAAACUGACAAAAUACGCUGCUGAGAAGUCUUACGAUACAGAAAUCGAUGCACCCAAUAAUAUUUAUUCCAAAAUAAGCUUGUCUCCGGUUCUAACGGAAAUUCCGAUCUUUGGAAUUCCAACGGCCGUAUGGAAAAGCGGCUCAUCGAAAAUAAUCAUGAGGAAUUUUCCUCCCGUCGAAGAAAUAACUUCAGCUAUCAAAUCGCUCAAGGAUUAUGAUGACGAGAAUUUUCAUAAAAAUAAUAAUACUAAUUCGAAUGAAAGAACAAAUAACAGUUCCGAAUCAAAUAUAUCAAAAGAGAAAAAUGAAGAUGGUGUAAGUGAAAACUUAACAACGCUGAAUUCAUUGAGUUUCUCAACAUACAAAGCUCCGCCGGUUCUGGACUAUCCAUCUGAAGACGUCGAAGAAGAUAAGAUAAUAUACAAGCCAGUGUGA
Molecule: messenger RNA, 813 nt
Organism: Bombyx mandarina (wild silkworm)
Lineage: Eukaryota; Metazoa; Arthropoda; Insecta; Lepidoptera; Bombycidae
Source: RefSeq, a predicted model, not a curated record